UGGUUUUCUCGCCUAGCGCAGGUCCAGAUACUUUUUGAAUUUCAUUUCGCAGCGCAGUAAUCAAAGCUGCUCGUGGGUUUUUUCGUGCUGUUGCGCCGUUGUCACCAAACGUUUGCAGGGGAGGACAAUAUACACUCAUUUUUUUUUUGCCUGGCUGAUAAUUGUUGCUGUGCACACCACUAAUUUUUUGCCCUUUACCGUUAACGCCCCCCGCAAAAAAAAACAACUGUGAUUGCAAAAUAAUUGCAAUUAAAAAGAAGAAGAGGAGGGAAGACCAACAAGUGCGCUCACACACACAGUGAAACCAUUGCGAAUGCUUGUUUCGCACCAAUUGAAAGUGAAUUGCAAGUGAAAAUAGACUCGAAGUGGAACAAUUUCAGCAAAUUGUUGCACACGAAAAUAACGAAACAGCUGUGCGCCUUUUUUUGUUAUUUGUUUUUGUUCUCGCCGUCGCCGCUGCGUGGGAGAGCAAAAGGAGGGAGUGAGAGAGAUAGCGGUGACCGCUGCAUCUGCAUCUGCUGAGCGAGAGAGAGAGAGAGAGAGAGAAGAGCCACAUCAUGACCGACCUCAACGAAUUGAUGGGAUCCCCUUUCGUGCGUGUGAAGCUGGUGGCCUUUGUGCACUUCUUCUUCAUCUCGAAUGCCAUGCUGGGCACCUGGGGCCAUGGGGCGUAUGAGUUCUACAACUUCCUGUUCCUGAUCGCCAUGUUCUGGACGAUGCACAGCAAGGACUCCAUCGAGGCGGUCCAAACGGCGCUCGUCAUCAACGCUUCUAGCAUUUUCUUUGACAUAGUCAGCAUUGCUCUCCAUUAUGGUAUCAUGAAUGGCUGGGCCGUGGCGUUCAGCAUCAUCAAUCUGAUCCUGCGACCCGUGAGCGUGGCCCUGCUCUACAGGGAGUUCAACACGAGGGGCGGCACCCUGCAGACGGGAUCGGUCUUCCCAACCAGCCAGCAGCGCAGCUACCAGGACAUCGACCGGCCCACCCAGCCCACACCGACCAACUCGCAGCCCGGCCCCAAUGUGGCCAGCAUCUUCUAGGCUCUCCAGUCGCCCUUCCAAGUACCUAGACCCAUCACAUCGCUAGCACUAGAGAUAGGCGGAUCGCAAGGGAUCCCAUGAUGGAACAGCAAAGACAACCCAUAUAUAGAAAGACUCCACUAGUCAGUGUCGCUGCCUGCUGAAGACGAAAAAUUCCCCGUGAACGCGAAUCAAAAUUUUAUAUAUAUACAAAAAUCUGUGUGUUGUUUCUUUGUCGAACAUUGUUUUGUUAGUGCAAUAUUGUGAGAGAGACAACGAUUAAGGUUAAGCAUUGUAGUUAAAGAUGGAAUCGGAAUUUCAAAAAGAAAACUGUGUGCGUGUUUUCCUUGUCCCUUAUAUACAUACUUUUUUUUUACGUUGGUAACGAAUAAAGACGGCUAAUCAAAUAAAUUAUACAUAUAUAUAUAUAUAUAUUUAUAUUCGUAUUUGUAUUUGUAUAACAAAGAUUGCAAUUUUACAUAAUACUUAUCCUAGAUAACGUUAACGCUAAUUGUAAACUGUAAACCCAACAGAAUAUUCGAAAAAUAAAAAGCGGGCGUCAUCAUUUGUAAAACAAUAAA
Drosophila suzukii is the source of this 1597-nucleotide messenger RNA. RefSeq names its product type-1 angiotensin II receptor-associated protein. Gene Ontology annotation, biological process: angiotensin-activated signaling pathway. Gene Ontology annotation, cellular component: plasma membrane. Lineage: Eukaryota; Metazoa; Arthropoda; Insecta; Diptera; Drosophilidae. The record is from RefSeq and is a predicted model, not a curated record.